Xylaria bambusicola is the source of this 931-nucleotide messenger RNA. RefSeq names its product DNA polymerase delta, subunit 4-domain-containing protein. Bases 187 to 768 code for a protein of 193 amino acids. Gene Ontology annotation, biological process: DNA synthesis involved in DNA repair; DNA-templated DNA replication. Gene Ontology annotation, cellular component: delta DNA polymerase complex. NCBI's taxonomy places the organism in Eukaryota, Fungi, Ascomycota, Sordariomycetes, Xylariales, Xylariaceae. Gene Ontology annotation, molecular function: DNA-directed DNA polymerase activity. The record is from RefSeq and is a predicted model, not a curated record. The transcript is spliced from 2 exons.
CACGUCAUUCCCCAAUCGAGAUCCGCCCUGGGUACGCUAGGAUACCGUACCAGACUUGUUUCAAACCAUCAAACUGGACAAUUAAGGGCCAAUAUUUCCAUCCGUCAAGCACGGGGCAUCUUGCGACAAACAGUCUCUUUUUGAAAUAUCGUUACUUAGACUCACCCCAAAUACCCCUCAAUUACAAUGCCUGCAACCAGACGAUCUACCGGGGGCGGUCGGCCUACCGGAAAGCAAGCAACGCUCUCUUUCAACCACCGAGUCACAAAGUCCGUGCCGAAAUCAGCCAAGAACCUCUCUUCUGCGCACGCUCAAAGCCCUCUCGCAAAACAUGUCAUCAACGUUGAGCCGGAUGUCAAGGACGAGGUGGACGCCGAGGAGAAGGCGGAGGUAGAAGAGCCGAAGCAGGUAGAGGUAGCGCCGGAGCGCGAGAAGACCGAGGCAGAGCUGCGCGCGGAUGAGAUCUCAGACCGCCAGAUCAGCCAGUACUGGCGAGAUAUCGAGAACGAGCGCAGGACGAAGAGACUCCAUCAGGAAGAUCUGAGCCUGGCUGAGAAGAUUCUGCGAUAUUGGGAUGUCAGUUCGCAGUAUGGGCCGUGCGUCGGUAUAACCCGCCUCAAGCGCUGGCACCGCGCUGACAGACUUGGUCUUAACCCACCCGUUGAGGUCCUCGCGGUCUUGAUGCGGGAAGAAGAGGAGGGUACCAAAGGCAUUGAGAAGGCGUACAUGGAUAACAUACUUAAUUCGACAACAAACGGGGGUGCUUAAUCCGGGGUGUAUACCUAGGAGCUUGGAAAUGUCUGUAAGUUUGACGAAGGCUUGUAAUUGCAUAUGAUGAGAUUUGGCUUGGGAAUGAAUGGCUAUCACGGAUUUCUGCGACGGUGUUUGGAGUUUAGGGCUCGGUUAAUAAUACUAUCAAUGACAAUGUAGU